This is a messenger RNA of Carassius auratus (goldfish), 3598 nucleotides long. RefSeq names its product TSC22 domain family protein 2-like. The transcript is spliced from 4 exons. The coding region runs from base 514 to 2247 and encodes 577 amino acids. The record is from RefSeq and is a predicted model, not a curated record. Gene Ontology annotation, biological process: regulation of transcription by RNA polymerase II. Lineage: Eukaryota; Metazoa; Chordata; Actinopteri; Cypriniformes; Cyprinidae.
ACGUAGCCAUCUUGUGUAGAGCAGAGGAAGCGGAGCCGUUAGCUCGAGAUCUGCGCUGACAGCUGACACACUGACAAACAAACCGUCACUCUGCUCCCGACAGGAACGGACAGUAAACAUGCGUUAAUACGUGUCGAGAUGUCUGCCCGGUGUGUUUGACGGAGGAUGUGUGCUUCUGAAGAAGGGAGAGUUUUGAGGACCGAACGCGCCUCAGAGUCACGUUAAAUCCACAGACUGGAGAGAGCGGCCUGACGGAGACUCUCACACCGGGACACGGCCUUCGUUUAGGCCACGGAGAACAGAGAGACAGGCUCGGAAGGAUUAAACACCGCUGGAAUAAACCUGUCAUUGUGUUUGGAGCUUCAGUUUAGAGCAGUGGAAAUGCCACGAUGAGGGACUCUUGAGUUAGAGUGACGCAAAUUACAUGACAGUUUCAUACACAUUGCUUACAUUGGAGCUGCGCGCUUCAGUCUGACGUGUUGAGAGCAGAGCAACGCGCUUAAAGCUGUCAAAAUGUCUGCAAUGACGUCGAAAAAGAAGAGCUGUUUUCAGAUCACGAGCGUUACUCAGGCGGCGCAGGUGGCGGCCAACAGCCACACGGACGACACGGAGAGUUUAGAGGACCCUGACGAGCCCAGGACUGAGGACAUGUCCCAACCUGGAGAUCUCCAGCCGGAGACGUGUGCUGUCAGUUUAUCUGAUGAAUCGCUUCAUAACGGAGCUGAAACAUCUGGCCAAGAUGGUCCCAUGUGGACCGUCCCUGGUUCUCGUAGCACAGGUGCUGUUCAUAUGAACCCAGGAGGGACCGUCUCCUCCCAAUCUUCAGGUUCAGCUGCAUCACAGACUUCAUUGCCUAGCAGUUCUGCCCCAGUAGGUAGUUGCAGUUCCCGUUUCAGGGUCAUCAAGCUAGAUCAUGGCACGGGCGAGCCCAUCAAAAGAGGUAGGUGGACUUGCGCUGAGUUUUAUGAGCGAGAUACGGACUCUUCCUCAUCCGCUCGGACUGUGGAUAACGUCAAGCACGUUGGCACCACAGACCACGGCGUGGAUGCACUGGGAGCCGCGGGAGGUUCGGUGGCCGCUCAUGUUGGGCUUUCAGCACCGGCAGCCGAACCACACCCCGACAGCGGUUACAUAUCUGCCCCGUCGAACCCACCUGUGGAGGCUUCUCAGCAGGGAUUAGGCCUCGUGGCCCAGAACCUUAAUGGAGAUGCCCACGCUCAACAUCUCAAAUCUCCCAGCAUGCCUUCGACAACUCAACCACAGCCAUUUUUCCCGGGAACACAGGCACAGAAACCUGUCCAGACUGUUAUUCCAUCGAAUCCGGCCCAGAGCGCCUUAGGGACUUCUCUUCCGGGGGGCGCUCACAUGCUCGGAUUCGUUCCCCAGCCCGUGGAUGGCAGAGGGCUUCCCAUCGCCCAGCCGGAGCAUGUUCAGGGGCUUUUACAUCAGCCGGGCAUCAGCACGGCUGUAGGGAGCGUGUCGGCCGCAGCUGUUGUACAGCAGGCACCAGUGCCGCUCAUUCAGCCGGGGGUAACCGUGUCUGUCAGCGCCCUCGCCGGGGUCCCUGGUGUGCAAAAUGUGCCUGCUGUCAUGUCCAGUGCCUCUAAUGCCCCCCAGAGCAUGCCCAAACAGAUGCAGCAGCAUCAGCCUCAGGGCGUCCACAGUGGUUCAUUAGUAGGACUGGGUGGGCUGAUGACCCCUGCUAAUUUUAGCCAGCUCUCCUCCAGUGUCACCCAGGCCGUGGAGAACCAGAGGAACCCCGACGGGCUGCUCCAGAGCCACGUGCUCAUGGGAACAGAUGCCAUCAAACCCCUGCAGCUCCACACUCCUGCUGUCCGCAGUCUGUUUGGAAUAGCCAUUCCCAUCGAUGGGGACGAGGACAGGAACCCCUCCAUGGCUUUCUAUCAGGCCUUCCCAAACGGCAGGUCAAAGGUCAUCAGUGAUGGUGCCUCUGGCGCCAGUGCUGUGGCCAUCGAUAACAAAAUAGAGCAAGCCAUGGAUCUUGUGAAGAGCCAUUUGAUGUACGCGGUGCGUGAGGAAGUGGAGGUCCUGAAGGAGCAGAUCAAGGAGCUGUACGAGAGGAACUCUCUCCUGGAGAGAGAGAACGCAGUAUUAAAGUCUCUGGCCAACACGGAGCAGCUGACCCAGCUCAGCACUUCACCCCCACAGACGCCGCUCAGCACCGUCCUGCAGGGAGGAGGCACACUCGUGACCCUGCCCCCGCAUCCCAACGUGUCCACGGCGUGAACACACGCAUCAACAAACCAAAACAUGACCAUCUGCUACGGAGAUUUUGGUUUCCAGUGGAGUUUUCCUCUUGUGGAGAGCCAUGCUUCUGGUCUUCCCCAGUAUUAGACGCUCAUCAUCUCUGGAGAGAGCAGGACUGGCUCUGUGAUGGGUGCCGUCGCUCUCGGAGGGCACGGGCUGCUGGCUGGCCGAAUGAGUUCAGUAGAGGAGUGAAGAUUAGCAGGACGCUCGUCCCAGGCCAAGCCAAACACGUGGAGCGCUCCAGCAGGAGUCCCUUCGGCUCUUUAGUUUCACUGUCUGCAUAUAUUUAUUAGAGGGCUGCUAUUUUCAUAAUGUAAAUGAACAAUGUAACAGAGAUCUAUUAUAUAUAUAUAUAUAGAGAGAGAGAGAGAAAGAGAGAUAUAAAGAACCAUUGUUUUGGUUUCUGAGAUGUUAGAUUCUUGUUUGACAAGGCAAUGAUGUCCCCGUGGCACAGAUCCAACACUAAAAGUGAUUCGGUGGGAUGUCUGAUAGAGUCCUGUGUGGUCUGGGGUUGAAUGUAAAGAGUGUACAGGUGAGCAGCAUUAAUAAAGGAUUGCUCUUUGGGAUUUAAUUAACUACACUUUCCCUGAGUACUUCAAUUCUGAUACAUUUUGUAUUUUUAACUGGGGAUGGAGGUGUGAAUUAGUUGUAACCAAAGAAAAAAAGCGGUGUGUUUUGUAUAUCGUGUAUUUUCUUGUUUGUAUGCACGUUUGCGCUUUUUUUUUUUUUUUAAUUCUUUGUCACCUUUUGUUUCUGAUUGCCAUGUGUCCAGCGUGAUCUAUCAGACUGUUUUCUUACCUCAUGUGUUUUGUUUGUCAUAAUUUAAGCAGUCUGUGAACGAUGUUUGAUUAUGGACGGUGAAGGGUGAUUUUUGGAAUAACGUAAAAGAGCCAAUUGUUUUCAUUUACGUGGUGUUAAAAAACGUGAUUUACAGAUUAAUGUUAAUCACAUUACAGAAAAUGUUCGAAAUAAAUGGCGAUUUAUAUUUGCAGUGUUCACAGAUGUCAUGUGUAGGGCAUGUACUCUGUUUUAAUGUCUUUCGUGCCUCUUUUACCAGAGAUGCAGUGAUCUGGUUGAUUUUCUGCCCUGUUUGAGCCAAACAGAAAUCUUGUACAAUCACUGUACAUCAGUCUGAACUUUUUAGGUCUGCUUGUUUAUCUUUUUUCUUUUUUUUGGUUGUCGUUGAAGGAAAUGUAGUAUACAAGCAGAAUGCAUUGUACUUGAUCACUGAGCCUUUCUGAAAAUACCCUUUUAAUGUGCCAUUUGGAAAAAAAUAUUAGUUUUCUGUCAGAAAUAAAUUACUGUUCAAUUGAGAACUGAAGCAUUUUAA